Molecule: messenger RNA, 1458 nt
Organism: Trichobilharzia regenti
Lineage: Eukaryota; Metazoa; Platyhelminthes; Trematoda; Strigeidida; Schistosomatidae
Source: the annotation of a GenBank genome assembly
AAACCAUUAGUAUACCACAAUAAUAAUUACUAUUAUUACUAUUCUAUACAAAUGUUCCAAACAAAUUAAUUUUUUUAUGUUCGGAUUUAUAUAAAUGAGUCGUAAAACUGUACAACAAAGGGAAUUAGCCCGUAAAGCUAAAAUUGAUCCAUUGAAAAGUGAUCGUUAUAAAAUAGUCAGUCGAUUAGGUGAUGGUGGAUUCUGUGAAGUAUUUAAAGCCAAAGAUUUACACACAGGUCGAGUUGUAGCCAUUAAACGUGUUGAUCGUACAAAACCAACCUAUCAAAAGUAUUCAUCAAAAGAAGUUGAAAAAAAGAUUAAAAAAUUAAUGUAUCGUGAAGCGUCUAUUAUGCGUGCAUUAGAACAUCCAAAUCUUGUAAAAUUAUAUGAUCUUGUCGAUGAAAAUGAUCAAAUUUAUUUAGUUAUGGAAUUAGCUGAAGGUGGAGAAUUAUUUGAUAGGAUAAUUAAACGUGGAAAAUUUAGUGAACGUGAUGCAGCUAUUAUUAUAGCACAAAUGUUAUCCGGUGUACAAUAUAUGCAUGCAGCUGGUUAUGUACAUCGUGAUAUUAAACCAGAGAAUAUAUUGUUUGAAAAACCAACUGAUGAUUCAAAGCUAUUAAUUACAGAUUUUGGUUUAUCUAGAGAAAUUCAACCAAAAAUGAUGACAAAUUGUGGUACAGUGGAUUAUUCCGCUCCAGAAUUACUUAAAAGUAAACUAACAAAAUCUGGUUAUGGUCCAGAAGUCGAUAAUUGGAGUAUUGGUGUUGUUUCAUAUAUUCUGCUGUGUGGUUAUCCACCGUUUUAUUCAGUGAAUCAAGAUGAUAAUGAGAUUAAAAAACAGAUCAUGUCAGGUACUUAUCAUUUUCAUCAUCCACACUGGGAUCAUAUAUCAAAAUCAGCUAAAAAUUUCAUCUCUUCUCUGCUGAAACCUGAUCCAGAAGAAAGAGCUACCCUAGAACAAUCGUUAGAACAUCCAUGGAUACGCUUAGAAACAAGUUCUACACUAGAUAUUUAUCCAAUGAUAGAGUCAAAUAUGCGUGAUACAUUAGCUCGUCAACGUUGGCGAUGUUUAGGCUUAGCAGCGAAUGCAGUCAAUUUAUUCACAAUGGCAAGUCAGUCAAUGGCACAGAGGUGUUUUUCAGUGAAAGAGAUAAAUACUGCCGAACAAUAAAAAAAGGCAAACAGAACGAAGAUGGAAUGCUUUUGUUAAUUCAUGAUUUUAUUUCACACGAUAACUGAUAACUACAAGUACAGUAAUUCAUUUAGUUUUUUUCCACUUGUCUUCGAUUUUAAAUAAUUCGCCGCUCAACUAUUUAAAAAGUGGAUUUAUCACAAACUUCACUUAUUUUAUUUUCUUAAUUAUUUGAAAUGGUUAUGUGCACAGACUGUAUAUAACUUUAAAAAACACUUUUUGAAUUUUUUAGUUAUAAGAUACUACUUGCAGUAUUUCUUUUUUUU